Molecule: messenger RNA, 2148 nt
Organism: Drosophila simulans
Lineage: Eukaryota; Metazoa; Arthropoda; Insecta; Diptera; Drosophilidae
Product: histone-lysine N-methyltransferase ash1-like
Exons: 3
Coding region: 461-1675 (404 amino acids)
Source: RefSeq, a predicted model, not a curated record
CAGCGAAAUUCCGCCGCACGGUCACAUCGUCGCGCAGACAUCACGUACACGCCAGCUGGGCACACUGAAACGCAGUCUUUUUCUUUAUUUAUGUUCGUAAAUUUUUGGUUGCCUGGCUUUUUGUUGUUGCGCCACAUUAACAAUAACAAUUGAUGCGCCCCGCCACCGCCCACGAGUCGCGAAAAAAGUGAAGUAUCGGUACCGCGGAUUAAUGUGCCACAUGCGAGAGGCGUUGCAACGUUGCGUCGUCGUCGGGCGUCGAACAAAGCAGUUUUUGGGAAAGUGAAAACGGCGCCAUUUUAGAAGCAGGCAAGCCACGGCCAAAGGCUCAAGAAAAGUGCAAAUGCAAUGUGUGCAGCCAUAGAUUGUCCUUUAGGCACAAACAAAACCGACUACUGAGGUCGCGAGUGAAGGUGCUAGCCCAGAAAACAAUCAAGCCUCCCCCCAGCGACUCCAAAAUAUGAGCUGUGGCCAAAAUGAGACGGCAGCAGCAAAGGUUCUGGAAACGCAACGCGCACAAGAAUCCGGCAGUGAAAAUGAGGAAACCGAUUCCAUUACGGAUCAAUCGAGCCAGUCGAAGUCGAUCAAGUCAGCCACCCAGUUUAGCGUGCAGCGUUCGGACACCGAUGGCCUGCGAAUGAGAAUCUCGGCCAUCCGCCCCCCGUCAGGAGUCCUUGCAACCAAGAAACCCCCAAAGUCCAGAAAAAUGUCCACCCAGGACACCGAGUCUGGCUGCUCGGAGGCCAGAAAUAGAGUAGGCAGCAAGAAAGUGAAGGUCAAGCGCAAGAAGCUGGCAAGUGCCAGUGGGAUUAGUAAAUCGGACAAAGUGUCCAAGUCUAAGAAGUCACAGAUCUCGGCAUUUUCCUCGGACUCAGAGGACGAUCUGCCCUUGAAGGUGCACCAGCAGAGAGCUCCUCGAGUGCUGCUCAGUGCUAUCAUCCAGGCGGCACAGUCGGCCAGCAAACCCACCCUGGAUAUCGGAAUCUCGUCCAGCGACAACGAGUUACCUAGCCUUGUGCAGGCGGCUAUCAAGCGAGUGGAGAGCGAUACGGAGGACACCACUGUGGAAGGAAGUUUCCGCAAAGCGGCCAAGGACAAGAACCUACCCCAGUACCAGUCAACUUUGCUGCAGGACUUCAUGGAGAAGACUCAGAUGCUGGGGCAGACCGUCAAUGCGAAGAUUGCGGAGGAGAAAGUGGCUAAAGCUAAGGAGGAGACCCUAGUCCAAACAGCUGUUCCUCGAAAGCGCAGAGGUAGACCCAAAAAAGUGGUUCCCACAGUUCCUGCCCCAGGAAACUCUGGCCCUGCUAUAAACGAAUCUGCCGAUUCGGGUGUGAUAAGCACCACUAGCACUACGCAAAGCACUACUCCCUCCCCGAAAAUGCAAAAUGAGAAUGUUGUGCCCACGGGAUCGCUGCCAAUCGCCUCCAGCAGCAAGCCUAAGAUCGACAUGGCGUAUCUAGACAAGCGAAUGUAUGCCACCGAGCGGGUGCUCUAUCCACCGCCCAGGAGUAAGCGGCGGCAGAACAAUAAAAAACGAAUAUUAGAUAUGUGUGCUCAACCUGUUGCGAUUUCUGGCUCUCAACUGCCCGCCUGUUGGCCUCCGUCUCAGCCCGCAGGAGCACAUCGUCGAGCGCCUCCCGCAAUGCGGCCAUGUUCUGGGGAUUUUGCUUGAAGGCCUCAAUUCGUGCCUCCAGUGACUCCGUUUCGAUUCCAUCCACGCUCUCCGGAGACGCUGGCUCGGGAUCCGCAAAUCUGGCAUGCAUCUUUUCUGGGUUUUUGUGAGAAUUCCUCGUUAUCCUUUGAAAAUGCUGACAGUGACGCUCCGAGCUUCGCCUGUCCUGCGUUGGGUAUCUACAAGGAGUGUUGAGCAGAGCUCUUUGUGCGUUCGCCCAGCAAUGUGCUGGAGAAAUCAAUAGCAAGCCACUUGGGGGCCCAUACCCGCACAUGCGUGCUGACUGCGUGGGCAAGCUUUCGAUUCAUGGGGUGGGAGAGCAGUCAGUUGAGUUCAACAGUUCGCUAUUUACAGAACUGUAGCUUAAUAUUUCUAUGAGGAAUCCUUAAAUAAUGUUUCUUUUUUGCUUGCUAAGAAGGACUAAAUCCAUUUUACACAAAAAGUAUGAAAAUAAUGAUUUAAUAUGGUUUCUC